ACAGUUGAUUCUGAAAUAUGGAAUGCAUCAGAAUACACUUCGUAUCAAAGAGAUUCAUGAUGGUCUGGAUUUCUAUUAUUCCUCAAAACAACAUGCUCAGAAGAUGGUAGAAUUUCUUCAGUGUACAGUUCCCUGUAGAUACAAAGCAUCACAAAGACUGAUCUCUCAGGAUAUUCAUAGUAACACAUAUAAUUACAAAAGCACUUUUUCUGUGGAAAUUGUUCCAAUAUGCAAGGAUAAUGUUGUCUGUCUGUCUCCAAAACUGGCACAAAGUCUGGGAAAUAUGAACCAGUUCUGUGUAUGUAUUCGAGUAACUAGUGCCAUCCAUCUUAUAGAUCCAAACACCCUACAAGUUGCAGAUAUUGACGGGAGCACUUUCUGGAGUCAUCCUUUCAAUAGUUUAUGCCAUCCCAAACAGCUGGAGGAGUUUAUUGUGAUGGAAUGCAGCAUUGUUCGAGAUGUAAAAUGCAAUGCAGGUGCUGGAAUGAUAUCAAAAAAGCAUACCCUUGGUGAAGUCUGGGUACAGAAAACAUCUGAAAUGAAUACAGAUAAGCAGUAUUUUUGUCGUACUCAUUUGGGACACCUUCUAAAUCCUGGAGACCUGGUUUUGGGGUUUGAUUUGGCCAACUGUAACUUAAAUGAUGAGCAUGUCAACAAAAUGAACUCAGAGAGAGUUCCAGAUGUG
This is a messenger RNA of Marmota flaviventris (yellow-bellied marmot), 685 nucleotides long. The record is from RefSeq and is a predicted model, not a curated record. NCBI's taxonomy places the organism in Eukaryota, Metazoa, Chordata, Mammalia, Rodentia, Sciuridae.